Atta colombica is the source of this 2901-nucleotide messenger RNA. RefSeq names its product synaptotagmin-7 (gene Syt7). Gene Ontology annotation, molecular function: calcium ion binding; phosphatidylserine binding; SNARE binding. The transcript has 10 exons. The record is from RefSeq and is a predicted model, not a curated record. NCBI's taxonomy places the organism in Eukaryota, Metazoa, Arthropoda, Insecta, Hymenoptera, Formicidae. The coding region runs from base 64 to 1377 and encodes 437 amino acids. Gene Ontology annotation, cellular component: axon; synapse; membrane. Gene Ontology annotation, biological process: regulation of calcium ion-dependent exocytosis; calcium-ion regulated exocytosis; regulation of dopamine secretion.
CUUUUCGAACUUCAAUGAGGAUCUAGGAUAGGAUAGGCUUGCAUCCUCGAAUUAUUGGUGGGCAUGGAACGCCGUGACGUCAUACUGACAGCAGUUUUCGGAACAGUCGGUGCUCUCGCAAUUCUAGUAGGACUCGCAUUAGCAAUGUGGCUCUAUCUACGCGCCAGGAAGUCCAAGCAACGAGAUGACGAUCUCGAGGACCAAAAUGAUAAUGGCGACGCUUCGAGCCAACAACAAUCUACUAAGAAAAAUGGUUUUCUGAAUCUAAAGACACCUCUAAUCAGCACGAAGGCUCUUGGAGCGCAAUUAGAGACGACCGGUAGUCCCUCUAGCAAAUCUCCGGCAGGUGGUAGCGGUGGUCCCGCGAGCGGUGUAGCAGGAGCAACAGCGGCACCAGGAAGCGGCGCCAGCAAUGCCGGAAGCGUAGAACCCCGUACACCAACUGCCGGGCCACAAAACAAGCAAUUGCAGAAUGUCAAAGGAGAACAUCCCUCGAAAGCAUUUCUACAGAGCAGGUCCAUCUCCUUAGUCGAUAUGUACAUUGAUAAUUCGGAACCGAGCGAGAAUGUUGGCCAGAUUCACUUCAGUCUCGAGUACGAUUUUCAGAACAGUACGCUCAUUCUGCGCAUCAUACAGGGUAAAGAUCUGCCGGCGAAGGACUUGUCAGGCACUUCCGAUCCGUACGUACGUGUAACGCUGCUACCGGAUAAGAAACACCGACUCGAGACAAAAAUCAAAAGGCGCACGUUGAAUCCGAGAUGGAACGAGACGUUCUAUUUCGAAGGUUUUCCCAUACAGAAGCUGCAGAGCAGGGUAUUACAUCUACACGUCUUCGACUAUGAUCGAUUCUCGAGGGAUGAUUCCAUAGGGGAAAUGUUUCUGCCGCUUUGCCAGGUCGAUCUAUCCGAGAAACCAUCGUUUUGGAAAGCUCUUAAGCCGCCAGCUAAAGAUAAAUGUGGAGAACUCUUAUGCUCGCUAUGCUAUCAUCCGAGUAAUUCCAUAUUGACGUUGACUCUUUUGAAGGCGAGGAAUCUCAAAGCUAAGGAUAUUAACGGAAAAUCAGAUCCGUACGUCAAGGUAUGGCUACAGUUUGGCGACAAGAGGAUCGAGAAACGCAAGACUCCUAUUUUCAAAUGCACCUUAAAUCCUGUAUUUAACGAGGUAUUCUCCUUUAAUGUACCUUGGGAGAAAAUCAGAGAGUGCUCUUUGGAUGUAAUGGUGAUGGAUUUCGACAACAUUGGACGAAACGAACUGAUUGGUCGGAUUCAGCUCGCAGGAAAAAAUGGAAGUGGCGCGAGCGAAACGAAACAUUGGCAGGACAUGAUUACAAAGCCGAGGCAGACCAUCGUGCAAUGGCAUCGCUUGAAGCCCGAGUAAAGGACACGCUUAUCCUGAUCGACGAUAAAUGAUAUUCUGUCGGACAGGUUUUUCCCCCCUCCUGGGAUGCGUUACCCGUCAAAGUUACGUUAACGAAACCACUCUUUUUUUCUUUUCUUUUGCUCGAUAUCCUUCAUCCGAUCGCAACUGAUCUCGACAAGAGUACCCACCAACCCGUAUCCAUCAACGACUGUACAAUAUCCUCCUUUGCAUCGCGCGGAGUGCUCUUAGCGACGCUGGUCGUCGGGGAGCAGUGCCGAUUACGUGUUAAUCACAAUUAGGAAUCCGAGAUGUUCUCGUUAUUACCUGUUAUUGAGCUAUCAUUGCGUAUUAACGAGCAACGCAGUGGUGAAUUAUCAUUAUUACUAGUACAAUGGCGAAUCUGUCAAGCGUUUCGAGCAGAAAUUAAUAAUCGCAUCGACGGCGGCCGCAUCCGCAAGAGGAGGGACACAGCAAAUGGCUACGGGCUGAAAACUCAGUCUUCCGUCGUAGCGAAAUCGGGCAGCCUCUUCGGGUACAUCAGGUGCCAUUCUUCUUAUUUUCUCAACCUCUUCUUCUCCAUCCCUCCUUCCCAUUUUCUUAUCCGUGUCCGCCUCAUUACCGCCCGGUGCGGUGACACGGGAUCUGCGAUAUUAUACCGCAAGUAAAAUUGAUCGUUCUUUCCAGGACGAUCCCGAGCAUUUUGCUCGUCAGUUUUGCGCGAGUGUUUGAUAGAACGUCGCGUUUAAAUGUCCUAUAGGCGUUUUGCCGGGCUUUUAUAUUGUUUGAGUCUACGCGCGCUCGAGAACACAUCGAAACUCGAAAUAUUAAAAUCAAAGGAGCAAGUAGAUGAACAAGAUAUACAUCACAUUCUUCUACAAAGAAAGAGUGAUAUUUUUAUGAAUAAAAAUUCGCGUUAUUACGAUAGUGAUAGUCAGUUUAAUACUUCUUGUUGAAACUCAAUCAUAGAUCGAGAAUCUGCCUACAGCACGAAAUUUUGCUACUGCGACAAUUGACUCGAGGUAAAGGCAAUCAAACAAUGAUCGACAUAUUAUAUAUUGCUUUCUUUUACUUGCUCCUUCAAUUGUCUAAUUAGAAGAGAUUAUCUCAAGAGAAUGGAACCUGAAAUAUAAAGCCGGCGAGCUUUCUUAAACAAUAUGAUAAUGAAUAUCACGUCAGUGUAAUGACGAGGUUACAAAUUGCAUUCAAGUCGUUUAUAUUUCUAUUAAACGGUUAUUAUUAUGUAUUAAGAUAUAUUGCGUAAACCAGGAUCUGUCGAUAUCGCGAAAACUUAUUGUUUAUAUAACCGGACUUUGAUCGUUAUAGGAGUUAAAAAUUUCGUACAAACAUGUUAUAAGAAACGACGAUAAACGAAUCUGCACAUCUGCUUUAUUUAAAUAUAAUUUACUCGCAUUUUUGCAUCUGUAUCCUCAAAAUUACAUCUACAACAAAUUCCUUGGAAGUUUGCCCUUUCCCAAGACUAUUUCAAUGAAAUUUUCUAAUGAUAUAUUAUAUUUUUAAGUACGAUCAUCUUUUAAAACAUUA